Messenger RNA from Ambispora leptoticha, 2943 nucleotides. Lineage: Eukaryota; Fungi; Glomeromycota; Glomeromycetes; Archaeosporales; Ambisporaceae. The record is from the annotation of a GenBank genome assembly.
AUGGCAGCAGCAGCAGCACAACUGUCAAAUCAAACGUCAUCGUCAACUCAGCUUCGUCAUGCACCACCUAAAAUCGACAUGGCUUUUUACGAGCGUUCGUCCACGUUCGCGUUGUUUGAGCCGCUUAAACAAAAUUUGAUUAAUGAACUUUCAACGAAAUAUCCUGAAGUUGCUGCUUUAUUCAAAUUGGAUCCUCCUCCGACUACAAAUUCGCCAGUCUAUCAUAUAAUUGUUGCGGCGUAUAAUUUUCGAGGUGCAAAAAAAUUGAGAAAUUGGGAUUGGACACGAAUUGAAACUAUGAUUGAAAUGGUACGCUCGGUGCGAAUUGAGUUAAUAGAAAAAGGAAUAAUCAAGAAUCCGGUAAUUUUGUUUGGUGAUAGCGUUGACAGAGAUUCUCUUCAAGAAUUAAGACGGGUGGGAAGGUCGUUGGGAGCUGAUUUUACCGAUUCUGAAAAAGAAGCAACUCAUAUUGUACAUCUAACAAAUGAUCCUGAUGAUACUGAUGAAGAAUGGUUUAGAACGCUAGAAAAAAAGAAUGGAAAAGUAUUGCUGCAUUGGUGGUAUUAUCCCGAUUCUUAUGACACAUGGAUGGUGGAAACAGCUGAACAUGCGGAUCCUGAACCAGCACCAGAACAUAAUGGCCCGUGGAAUGUAGGAGCUCGUUGGCUCAGAGAUAGUAAAAAAUUUAAUGAAUGGAUGAACGAAGAAGACUAUGAAAUCACUGAGGAUAGGAGACUUUCCGCGGGGGAAGAUCAAUCAUAUAUAUCCGAUUCCGAAUCUUCGCCACUCCAUAAACGUACUUAUGAUUAUUCAGAUUCAACAUCUUUCAUGGAUGUCGAUUCACAUGGUGCUUUUACAAAACGACUACGAAUGAAGUCACCAGAUCCUGAUACAUUCACAAAACAUCCCCGAGUAUCUGUUAUUGAUGUUGAGGGAAGCGGAUCGAAUUCUUCUUUUCGUCAAAAGAAAAGCGAAUAUGAGCCAUUACAGACUACAGAUAUCACAAAUAUAUCCCAAGCUAUACCAAAUUUACCUAAAGUGGCUGAAGAACAACCACUGUCAAUUAGCUCCAAGGUGGAGAUAUUGGGCGUCUCUGCAGAAAUUGAAAGUCAAAAAAACGAAACUAAAGAUGCUCAUAAAUCUCCGGUCAACAAAAUUGCUGACGUUGAAAUGUCCGAACAAGAGCAAAACGAUACAGUGGCCGAUGAAACAGGAGUCGAUUCUCCCGUUAUCAUGAAAGAAGAGGAGGAAGCUGAAAAUCUUGAUAGUCCAGCUGAUAGUAAGAUAAUUGAUGAGAGUAUCCCCGAAAAUAUGUCAGCAGGUGAAACACCAAGUGGUGGAAUGGAUCCUGAAACACUUGCCGUUCGUGCAGAAGAAGAAAAGAAACGUGUUGAGGAAGAGGCACGAAAAUAUUUAUCUACACAAACUCAAGAAGUUAUCAUUCCAUCAUAUGCUGCGUGGUUUGAUAUGGCGAAAAUUCAUGAAAUUGAAAGAAAGUCUUUGCCAGAGUUUUUCAACAAUAAGAAUAAAUCCAAAACUCCAAGUAUCUAUAAAGAUUAUCGCGAUUUUAUAAUUAACACGUAUCGGCUUAAUCCCUCUGAAUAUUUGACGGUCACGGCUUGUAGAAGAAAUUUGGCCGGGGAUGUUUGUGCUAUAAUUCGAGUCCAUGCAUUCCUCGAGCAAUGGGGUCUGAUAAAUUAUCAGGUUGAUCCAGAAACUCGACCAUCUACUGUUGGGCCAACCUUCACAGGACACUACAGAAUCACUGCUGAUACCCCAAGAGGUCUUCAACCUUUUCAACCUAGUGCUAUUCCUCCUACUCCGGUGAAUCCACAGAUAGUCGAAGCAUCAACCUCUAAACCAACCUCUGCUAUUACUGCUCUUGCUUCCUCAGGGUCCGCCAAAGUAGAAUUAAACCUUGGUCUUCGGAAAAAUAUAUAUCAAUCUAAUAUCAAAUCUGAAGAGACAGAAGUUCAAGAAAAUGGAAAAGCACCUACUACUUCUGACCCUACAUUGACAGAUACAAAGAGGCGGUAUAAUUGCUUUACGUGUGGCGUUGAAUGUACGCGUACAAGAUAUCAUAAUACUAAAACAAAGACUUUAGAACUAUGUGCCAACUGUUACCUCGAAGGACGAUUUCCUGUUUCGAUGAACAGCGGUGAUUUCAUAAAGAUGGAUGAUACCCCCUUCAAUCAUGCACAAAAAAGUGAUUGGUCUGAUCAAGAAACAUUUAAACUUUUGGAAGCAUUGGAAAUGUUUGAGGAUGAUUGGAAUCAGAUAGCAGAAUACGUUGGAACUCGUACCAGAGAACAAUGCAUUCUGCAAUUCCUGCAACUUCCCAUUGAAGAUCCUUACUUGGGAACAACGAUGCAAGAUUUAGGUCCAUUACAAUAUCAUAGAAUACCGUUUAGUCAAGCUGACAAUCCUAUUAUGUCAGUUGUUGCUUUCUUGGCAUCAGUUGUGAGUCCUGGUGUUGCUGCUGCUGCCGCAAAUUCAUCAAUAAAUGAAUUCAAAGCAUCGCGGAGAACCGCCGCAGUCAAAGCCAAAGCUCUUGCAGAAUAUGAAGAACGAGAAAUCCAGCGGCUUGUAAAUACGGUAAUCGAAUCACAGCUCAAAAAAAUGGAACUUAAACUUCAACAAUUUGAAGAAUUAGAAGAAAUUUUAGAAGAAGAAAAGCGUGAACUUGAAAUUCAGAGAAACCAGUUGUACGUUGAGAGAUUGAAUCUACGAAAGACAAUUAUCACUACUCAAGAGCAAUUGAAAGCCGCCGCAUCACAGGAAGCUGGGUCCUUUAAAGUGCCAAUAAGUGGCCAUAGUUAUGCAAAUGCUAGUAAUACGAGAGUAUUAUCUGUUACGGGAUACGGGGAAGAACAAGAACAACCACCACCAGUCUUCCCACCCAGUCAAGAUGAUGCUAAUGAAGUAGUGAUGAUGUCAUUUUGA